Lepus europaeus (European hare) is the source of this 669-nucleotide messenger RNA. It is a transcript of the gene CACNG1, whose product is annotated as calcium voltage-gated channel auxiliary subunit gamma 1. The coding region runs from base 1 to 669 and encodes 222 amino acids. The record is from RefSeq and is a predicted model, not a curated record. The transcript is spliced from 4 exons. Gene Ontology annotation, biological process: calcium ion transmembrane transport; regulation of calcium ion transmembrane transport via high voltage-gated calcium channel. Lineage: Eukaryota; Metazoa; Chordata; Mammalia; Lagomorpha; Leporidae. Gene Ontology annotation, molecular function: voltage-gated calcium channel activity; calcium channel regulator activity. Gene Ontology annotation, cellular component: L-type voltage-gated calcium channel complex; membrane.
AUGUCCCCAACGGAAGCCCCAAAGGUCCGCGUGACUCUCUUCUGCAUCCUGGUGGGCAUCGUGCUGGCCAUGACGGCCGUCGUGAGCGACCACUGGGCCGUGCUGAGCCCCCACAUGGAGAACCACAACACCACCUGCGAGGCUGCCCACUUCGGCCUGUGGCGGAUUUGCACCAAGCGCAUCGCCCUGGGCAAGGACAUGAGCUGCGGACCCAUCACCCUGCCUGGGGAGAAGAACUGCUCCUACUUCCGGCAUUUUAACCCAGGCGAGAGCUCGGAGAUCUUCGAAUUCACCACGCAGAAGGAGUACAGCAUCUCGGCGGCCGCCAUCAGCGUCUUCAGCCUGGGCUUCCUCAUCGUGGGCACCAUCUGCGCGCUCAUGGCCUUCAGGAAGAAGCGGCAUUACCUGCUGCGGCCGGCGUCCAUGUUCUACAUCUUUGCUGGCCUCUGCCUCUUCGUGUCGCUGGAGGUGAUGCGGCAGUCGGUGAAACGCAUGAUCGACAGCGAGGACACGGUCUGGAUCGAGUACUAUUACUCCUGGUCCUUUGUCUGCGCCUGCACCGCCUUUGUCCUCCUCUUCCUCGGGGGUAUCUCCCUGCUGCUCUUCUCCCUGCCUCGAAUGCCCCAGAACCCCUGGGAGUCCUGCAUGGACGCCGAACCCGAGCAUUAG